AAAUACAAUAUUAAUAGGUUAGGGAAGGACGGGAUCGGCGGAGAAGACUACUGGCGUUGUUGGGCCGUCGCGAGCAUUUCUCAGUUGGCUUGGGGUAUCAGAUCUUGCCGGCGUGGAUUUCCCGGCGACCCUCGUUUCAUGCCUCUCAAAGCCUUCGCCGUCGGUUCUCUAUUCGUCGGAUCCGCCGCCUCCGCCUUUACUGCCGUCCUCUCUGCUUCAGGCAUCCGCUCGGUGAAUGAUGCUAAGGAAGUUGGUGCAAAUAUCAGAUCUGGUCUAGGGAUUACUAGAAGGGUACAAGACAAAUAGAUAUUUCUAGAUGAAUCAAAAGUCUUAGUUCUUUGGUUGAUCCUAUUGCUGAUAAGGAGUUUUAGGAAGCUGCAGUAGUGAAUUCGAAUUCU
Molecule: messenger RNA, 398 nt
Organism: Impatiens glandulifera
Lineage: Eukaryota; Viridiplantae; Streptophyta; Magnoliopsida; Ericales; Balsaminaceae
Exons: 2
Source: RefSeq, a predicted model, not a curated record